AUCGGGCCACUAAGCACAAGAAUAGGAAUUGUAUCAUUUUCGAAAAAAAUAUUUCACGUUGCAUUUUUAAAUAACACUCAAAACAAAUUCCAAUAUAAACGAACUGUGAAGCAAAUGAAUCUAGUCCUAGAACCUGGACGAAGCCUGCGUAGAGAUUGCGGGACAUCGACCAAUAAGGCACUAGAGUCGGUCAGACUUGAUUAUUUUACUCCAAGGGGAGGCGACCGACCUGAAAAACCAAAUAUAUUAUUCGUAUUAAGCGACGGCUUAACGGUACCAGCGGUAAAUAAGAACCUCACGAUACUAGAAGCUGAGAAAUUAAAGAAAAUGAAAAUACCGACAUUUGUUAUGGGACUACCAAAUCAACGACAAAUAGAAUUAAACAAACGCAAUGUGUACAUAGGAGAUGAGGAAUGGUUCGCCAUCGCUUCAGCGCCAGAAAAUGUUUUUAAAAUGGAAUUUGACACCCUAACUAGAAAGAUUGCGUUUCUUGCUUCUCAAGUUUGCACUGUUGAAAAUUAAACCCCUCCACGAAGGUAUGUACGCUAGUAAUACUUUAACUACACUACUGGAUGACUGAAUAACAUAUUACGUCAGACAAAAUAGUAUGUGGUUCAAGCAGUACUUUUAAAAACGAACCCGUAUGCAUGUAUAUCAAUUAAAUAAGCUCUAAUGGAAUUGGAACACUUACAUGUGCCCACUACAUACAGAAACAAAAGAGAC
Messenger RNA from Owenia fusiformis, 723 nucleotides. The record is from the annotation of a GenBank genome assembly. Lineage: Eukaryota; Metazoa; Annelida; Polychaeta; Sabellida; Oweniidae.